Cylicocyclus nassatus is the source of this 877-nucleotide messenger RNA. The record is from the annotation of a GenBank genome assembly. NCBI's taxonomy places the organism in Eukaryota, Metazoa, Nematoda, Chromadorea, Rhabditida, Strongylidae.
GCUUGAAGAUGCCUUUGGUCAUUUGUGGUUACCAUCGCUGAUAAUGCAAUGGUAUUUGGCAGCUCCAUUACUGUUCCGGCUGCAGAGGAUGGUCACAGAUAAAGAGAAGGCCUUCUUCGCAGGAGUAUCUGCGUUUUCGUUGUUGAUUUAUCUAUAUGCACGAAAUAUGAUAGGAGCUUACUGGUUACAAGGUCGCCUUUGGCAGUUCUGCGCAGGAGUCAUUGCAGCACUAUACCUCCCCAAAGAACAGUGCCUCGCACCAAGUCCAGAGGAAGAAGUCCUGCUAAAACAAUAUGAUGAUAAACUCGAAAGAGUCGGCCUACUCGACAGCGGAGAUAGGCAUACAGAGCGCAGCGAAGCUAACCUCAGUUGGCCUGCUUAUAUCCGCUCAUUUCUCCGGCAUCCAGUUUUUCUACUACCUUUGCUUAUACCGGUAAUGUGGUUCCGCUUUCCCACAUUCGAUCUCAGGCUUUAUAUCACAGCAGCGUCUGCAUUGCUCCUCUAUGCUGGACAGAAGGAAGAGGGCUUUAUGUUCCUCACAAAUCGGGCAGCAGUAUUUUUGGGAGACAUUUCUUAUGUGUUGUAUUUAACACACUGGCCGUUGCACUGUAUUGCAAAAUAUAAUAGCGAUAUCUUUUCCAAAUCGGCCGAACUGGGCAUAUGCAUCACAACUGGUAUCGCAUUGCUUGUUCACUUCCAUAUUGCCAGAUUCUAUCGUGAAAUGUCAUCAAAGGCGACAACAUUUUUCUUUAUUGGAGUGGUUGUGAUAACAGUUUUCAUGUCGAUGAAAGAAGUUAAUUACGAAAAUGAUAGACUUCACUAUGCUACUAUAGGCCUUCAUGAUGCUUACUACGAUAUUGUAAACUCUAUUUAUUGA